AUGGCACAGUACGACGUGGUUGUCGUUGGCGGAUCAGCAUCGGGCUUGCAAGCCUGUUUGACCUUUGGCAGGGCUUACCUUAGCGUCCUGUGUGUGGAUUCUGGCAACCCUUGCAACCGGUUUGCCAGAGAGUCUCAUAACCUUCUUACGCACGACGGGUCGUCACCAGGCCAGAUUAUAGCCAAGGCCAAAAGCCAGCUGAAGAAGUAUCCCACCAUCCAGUUGGUGGAGGGCAUGGUGAGGAACGUGUGCAAGGAUAUUUCUGGGGAGCCAGAUAAAUACUCAUUUAAGGUCGACAUAGACUCUCUUGAAGAUGACACUACCGCCUCGUUUGUGGCUCGGCGCGUUUUGUUUGCUUCUGGAGUGGACGACAACAUUGGUAAGAUCCCAAUUGCGAACGUUGACAAAUUCUGGGGAAACUACAUUUUCCACUGUCCUUUCUGCCAUGGAACAGAGUUUAGGAAUGGCAAGACGGGCGUUUACUAUUCAAAUGCAGCAUUUCUCAAAACCAUGCUCCCCACGCUGUACAACUGGAGUCGCGAGCUCGUUGUGAUCUGUCCAGACGAUGUUUACGGCUCUUUGGGGGCAGCUUUUGUAUCGGCCAUGCAACAGAAAAAUAUUGCUUUAUACCAGGGAAACAUCGUCAAUGUAGAGCCGCGAAGCAGCGAGGACAGACGACUGUACAGGGCCAAUCUUGACAACGGCAGCGCGAUCGAGCUCGAUGUGCUCUACCUAGCCCCACCUUCGACCAUCAACAAUAAGGAGAUCCUUGUCAAGCUGGGCGUCGAAUUGGACGAGCUGGGACUUGUCAAAGUGAGUCCUCAGCAGAAGACGAACGUGGAGGGCGUUUUUGCGUCCGGCGACAACACUACGCGGAUGAGAGCACUGGCUUUUGUCAUUGGCCAGGGCAUGGUUGCAGCGGCUUCCAUUUGUCAUGAGAUUCUGCGCGAGCGCUGGACCGGGUGA
Messenger RNA from Ogataea angusta, 966 nucleotides. RefSeq lists its product as uncharacterized. The transcript has a single exon. NCBI's taxonomy places the organism in Eukaryota, Fungi, Ascomycota, Pichiomycetes, Pichiales, Pichiaceae. Bases 1 to 966 code for a protein of 321 amino acids. The record is from RefSeq and is a predicted model, not a curated record. Gene Ontology annotation, molecular function: oxidoreductase activity.